ACUCACAUUUGUAACUUUUUCAUACUAAAGGCAACAGCAGCUAAUUGAAUGGACGAUUUAUUGUCCUUCUUGCUCUCGCACGCACAAAAGCGUAUAUAGUGCAAGAAUUGUUCCGCGAGUGCAAGGAAAAAUUUUCCUUUCCAAAUCCCUAAAUACGCUUGCGAUGGCCGGAUUGCUGUCGAUAUCGUCGCGAAAUCUACCGCGGAAUGUGCUGAGAUUCACGGUGAUCCCACUGAGGGAGAAUUCAGGGCAGCAGUUUGCCAGGAGUUCCAGAGCCUACCACCAGGGGCAGCACGUGCUGAGAUUUCCCCGCCUAGGACUUUCCGGGAACUUUGGGAGAAAAACCAUCGGGGAUUCGCAAUGGAGCAGUGUAAGGAAUUUCCGUACAAGUUUCGCGCUAAUGAACUCCGAAAUCGUCACGGUGCCCCCAUUUGCGGAUUCGGUGUCUGAAGGAGACAUUAGAUUUACAAAGAAAGUCGGCGAUUUCGUGGCAGUGGAUGAGGUUGUGAUGGAGAUUGAGACGGAUAAGACGACUGUUGGUGUUCCGGCGCCGUUUAAUGGGGUAAUUGAGGAGAUUUUCGUAACUGACGGCGAUACGGUUCAGGCGAAGCAGAAACUCUUCAAACUCAAGCCCGCCGAGGGUGGUGCUCCAGCUGCAGCAGCAGCAAAACCCGCUGAAGCUCCAGCUGCAGCUGCACCACCACCACCUCCUCCUCCACCAGCUGCCCCCAAAGCUGCUGCUGCUGCUGCUCCUCCGCCAGCAGCUGCAGCCCCACCUCCGCCACCAGCAGCAGCGCCCCCACCACCGCCACCAAAGCCUUCCGGGCCAGCGAGUCAAAUGCCCGUGGCAGCAAUUCGGCACGCCCAGGCGAUUGAUGCAUCCGUCAAAGUACCCCCGGCGGACUACACGAAGGAGAUUACGGGUACGCGAACGGAGCAGCGUGUGAAGAUGAAUAGGAUGCGACUGAAGAUCGCAUCGAGACUAAAGGAUGCCCAAAAUACGAAUGCAAUGCUGACGACAUUCAAUGAGAUUGACAUGAGUGCAAUCAUGGACUUCCGGAAGACGCAUCUGGAGGCCUUUGUGAAGAAGUACGGCAUUAAGUUUGGCUUCAUGUCGGCCUUCGCCAAGGCAUCGGCGUACGCGCUGCAGGAUCAGCCCGUUGUGAAUGCCGUCAUUGAGGGGCAGGAGAUCAUCUACCGGGAUUACGUGGAUAUCUCUGUGGCCGUGGCGACACCCAAGGGGCUCGUUGUGCCCGUCAUAAGGAAUGUCGAAAGUAUGAAUUAUGCCGACAUUGAGCUGGCAAUUGCAGCCCUGGGGGAGAAGGCAAAGAAGGGGGCGCUAGCUGUUGAAGACAUGGACGGUGGAACGUUCACAAUUAGCAAUGGUGGGGUGUUUGGGUCACUCAUGGGAACACCCAUCAUUAAUCCACCCCAGAGCUCCAUCCUUGGGAUGCACGGGAUCUUCGAGAGGCCCAUUGCGCUCAAAGGACAGGUUGUUAUUCGACCCAUGAUGUACGUGGCUCUGACUUAUGAUCAUCGUCUGAUUGAUGGACGUGAGGCAGUGAUGUUCUUGCGCAAGAUUAAGGCUGCCGUUGAGGAUCCCAGAAUUAUUUUAGCAGGAAUCUAAAAAAAAGAGAGAAAAGAAAGAAAAUAUUGUUAAAUGAAAGGAUUAAAAAAAAAGCAAAGAAAAGGUGAAGAAUUUCACAAUUAUAAUGAUAUUCGAACGAUUUUAGUGUUGAAAAGAGAAAAAAGAAGCAGAGAGAGUACCAAUCAUUAAAUUAACAUUAAAAAAAAAAUACAAACAGCGUGCUACAGUUAAAUUUCUCAUGUCGUUUUGCAGCUCGUCGUGAGAGUUUUUUUUUUAAAUUAAAUUAUAUCAAAGUCCUUUAAUUUAUAUUUCGCGUUCCUUGUAGUGAAAACAAAGAAAAGAAAUUUAUUUAGAAAAUUUAAAUAGAAAAUCUACACAAAAAUUCAUUUUUUGAGGCAACUUUUGUUGCAAAGUUAAAGUGAUUUUUUUUUCGUUUGUUAUUUUAGUGUUUAUCCCUUUAUUGAGAUGAAAACCACGCGUAAAAAGUGAAUCUGUAAAAUCAGGACGAAAUUGAACGAUCAUACAUGGAUAUAUACAGUAUAUGAAUACACAAUAAUUAAGUAUUUAUUUAGCUCUUUGCUGAUGGCACUGUAAUUAAAGAUUCUGUACAGAAGAGUUUAGAAAA
Lutzomyia longipalpis is the source of this 2213-nucleotide messenger RNA. Its product is annotated as dihydrolipoyllysine-residue succinyltransferase component of 2-oxoglutarate dehydrogenase complex, mitochondrial. The transcript has 5 exons. The record is from RefSeq and is a predicted model, not a curated record. Gene Ontology annotation, biological process: tricarboxylic acid cycle. NCBI's taxonomy places the organism in Eukaryota, Metazoa, Arthropoda, Insecta, Diptera, Psychodidae. Gene Ontology annotation, molecular function: dihydrolipoyllysine-residue succinyltransferase activity. The coding region runs from base 164 to 1627 and encodes 487 amino acids. Gene Ontology annotation, cellular component: oxoglutarate dehydrogenase complex.